This is a messenger RNA of Gilbertella persicaria, 2193 nucleotides long. RefSeq names its product Oxysterol-binding protein-domain-containing protein. The transcript has 4 exons. NCBI's taxonomy places the organism in Eukaryota, Fungi, Mucoromycota, Mucoromycetes, Mucorales, Choanephoraceae. The record is from RefSeq and is a predicted model, not a curated record. Gene Ontology annotation, molecular function: sterol binding. The coding region runs from base 1 to 2193 and encodes 730 amino acids. Gene Ontology annotation, biological process: maintenance of cell polarity; ER to Golgi ceramide transport; endocytosis. Gene Ontology annotation, cellular component: intracellular membrane-bounded organelle; cytosol; plasma membrane.
AUGUUUUCUCGUAACACUUCAAAGCUACUUUCGUUUGCUGUCACAAGUGAUGAACCUAUUGAUGAAGGAUUGGAUCUUGAUAGUGACAUGUCUGGUUGGUUAUUGAAAAAAAGGAGAAAACGAAUGCAAGGAUGGGCCAAAAGAUGGUUUGAGUUAUCUUCUACAGGCGUAUUGUCUUAUUCGUUAAGAAAGAAUGAUCUAAAACGUGGCUCGCUUCAGAUUGCAUUGGCUACUAUUGCCAUUUCAGCAAAUCAACGUAUUCUUCAUCUUGAUUCAGGUACUACUGUGUUUCAUCUAAAGGCACUCUCUGAAGCAUCAUUUGAACAAUGGCUCAAGUGCAUUCGAGCAAGAAGGUCUUCUCAACAUAGUGAUGUGCUUGUGUGGAAUGAAGACACGCAUCUCCAAACAGCAACCAGUGGCUUUAAGGGAGAGCAGCAAGAGGACGAGAUUAUAUCAAAAGCAUUACUUGACCUUGGGGCCGAGAUUCAACAUUUAAAGCAAUUGGUACUGACAGAACUACCUUCCUUGCUAUCGCAUGACAGUAUUCAACACAAAGAAAAUGAAAGCAGUUCGCAACCUACAUCACCUACACAUAUCAAAUUCAUUCGGCUACCUUUUAGGCGUCACUCUUCUAUCCACUUGGAAGAGAAACAAUCUCAGGAACAGAUUUUAGAAAAACUGAAUGCUUCUAUUGAAUCUCUCCAUCAAUAUCAAGAGAUCCUCUUGAACACGUAUCACAAACAACACUACCAUCAUCCACUGGAUAUCCCAAGCAGGACAGGAACAGGAUUUUUAUCCCAUCGCUCUGCUGGUAGCUUUUAUUCCUAUAGUGUCUUGUCUGAUACAUAUUAUGAUGCUGAAGACUACUUUAUUAGUACGGAUGACAAUGAUUCAAUCCAUGACUCUGUUGCUAUUGAUUCUGAAGAUGAAGAUGAUGCAGAAGAAGAUGACAAGCAAGAGAAGAAAGAAACCCAUGAUGCUCUAUUUCAAGCCAAUACUCUUUGUGUGACUAGAAGAACUCGAUUGCCACAUCCUGUAGCCGUCAAGAGUAUUUCAUUCUUGGGUAUCCUUCGAAAAAACAUUGGUAAAGAUUUAUCGACUAUCACGAUGCCAAUCACAUUGAAUGAGCCCAUCAAUUUGCUACAACGACUCUGUGAAGAACUAGAAUACACAGAAUUGUUAGACAAAGCCUCUACUUUGCCUGAUUCAAUGGAUCGAUUAAUGUAUGUGACCAUGUUUGCUAUUUCAGGCUAUGCUUCUUCUCAAUACCGUAUUGGCAGGAAACCUUUUAACCCGCUAUUGUGCGAGACAUAUGAAUGUAUCCGACCUGAUAGAGGAUUUCGCUUUAUAUCAGAAAAAGUCUCUCAUUCUCCCAAUAUCAUGGCAUGUCAUGCAGAAUCAAGUACAUUUGAAUAUCGACAACACUAUCAAGGCAAAACAAAAUUCUGGGGUAAAUCUAUGGAAUUGAUUUCAGAAGGACAGAGUUACAUUCAACUUAAAGGUCAUGAAGAUCAUUACACGUAUUCAAAACCAUCCAGUUGGUUAAGAAACUUGGUAGCCGGGGCUAAGUAUCUAGAGCAUGUAGGUGAGAUGAAGGUCUGUAAUCAUGCUACAGGCGAGACUGCCAUGGUUACCUUUAAAGAAGCCACUGUGCCUGGUAGCGGAUUCUUUUCAAACUUGGCUUCCAAUCAUACUGAAUACCGAAAUCAUGUUGUAGCUAAACUUUAUGAUAGUGAUGGUCAUCUUUCAAAAGAAAUCAAAGGAAGGCAUAGUGAGUUCUUGUCUGAGGUUGUGGGACCAGAUCAAUACACUGUCUUGUGGCGAUGUAAGCCGCCAUGUAUCCCUGAUUAUGAUGCUUAUUAUGGGUUUACAUCCUUUGUGAUGGAAUUGAAUGAAAUUACGCCUAUUGAAAUCAACAGAUUGCCUAUGACAGAUACUCGGUAUCGGCCAGAUCAACGCUUGCUUGAAGAUGGGAAAGUAACAGAAGCAGAAGACAGAAAAUUACUUCUUGAAGAAAGACAGAGAGAACGAAGAAGAAAGUACGAGACAGAGGGAAAACUAUGUCAACCUCUGUGGUUUGAACUAAAAGCAGAUGCGUUAUCGCCUAUUGGAGAAUCAUGGCAGUACAAAGGUGGUUAUUGGGAGGCAAGAGAAAGUGGGCAAUGGCCAAAAGAUAUGCUACAACUCUGGUAG